GCAGAGCUCCCGAACAAACAACAACAACGUCUCAAUCCAUUAUUACAUCCACGGAUUGACUUGCAACCACCUAAUCCUUUAUACUUUGCUCUUCCGAGUAUCUAGUUCGCAGUCACAUUAACAUCACAUCCAUCAUGAAGACGUCCACAUUGAUUGCCCUCUCGACGGGCACCGUGAUUACAGGUUUUCUCGCAUAUGCAGUAUGGUUCGACUACAAAAGACAGUCCGAUCCUGAAUUCCGAAAAGCUUUAAAAAGAGACAACCGUCGCAUGGCUCGCGCCGCAAAGGAAGAGGCCGAGGCCCAAGGCGCCGCUCAACGGGAACAAAUCAAGAAAGCCGUCAAUGCCGCAAAGGACGAAGGAUUCCCUACAGACUUGGAAGAGAAGGAGGCCUAUUUCAUGGGUCAAGUCGCCAAGGGGGAAAGUCUCUGCGCCGAAGGAUCGGACAAUGUCGAAGCGGCCCUCGCUUUUUACAAGGCGCUCAAGGUCUAUCCUCAACCCAAGGAUUUGAUUUCGAUAUAUGAUAAGACUGUGCCUAAGGAUGUGCUGGAGAUUCUUGCCGAGAUGGUUGCUUUGGAUACUGGGUUGAAACUUGGUUCUUUUACCACUGAGGGUGCCGGCGCCGACAACCAUGGAGUGGAAUAAAUCGACCUAGUCCUGUGAUGACUGAAUUCAGGGGGAACACUACACACAUAAUAAUUCGACACGGACUAGAUUUCGAAACGCAUCCUUCUUCGACACGGUAUAUGCUACGUCUCAUGCACACAUAAAGGAACCGUCCACCUGAAACACCCAAACUAAACACUCAAACUCCACUUCUCCACUGUACACUUCCUCGCAUUUGUUUUAUUCAUUUUUCUGCAGACAGGUUACGAGCAUUCUGAGAUGAAAAGAUCCGGCGCAGUCUGCAUGUGUUGGAUGAUUGUGAUUGUCGGAUUGUCCGAGGCUGAUUUCAUUAUCGUUGUUGUAUUUGAAGGACAGCUUGAUGCUGGCACUGUACUCUUUUGUUUGCCUCCUUAUAAAGACGCUUUCUAAUUGUAUUUUAUCUUGCGAAUGAUUCAAUUCUUUAUAUGAAUGGCUCUGUAUAUUGCUUACUUCAUUACCUAACAGGAAACAAUCGUCAAGAAGGAAGGCGUGCCGAGAAUAACCCAAUUCAUAAGCACUGUUUAUAUACCAUUCUUCAUUCAUCCAUCGUCUCAAUCCAGAGAGAAACAGCCUAUUUCCUACUCUCCCUCCUCUCUCCAGCAUACCCAACCCCAUACUCCACCAAUUCCUCAGAACUAGGACUAUCCCUCUUCUUCCUCCAUACCCUCACCAAAACCAUCCCCGUCCACCAAAAUACCAACGA
This is a messenger RNA of Talaromyces stipitatus ATCC 10500, 1347 nucleotides long. Its product is annotated as mitochondrial import receptor subunit (Tom20), putative. NCBI's taxonomy places the organism in Eukaryota, Fungi, Ascomycota, Eurotiomycetes, Eurotiales, Trichocomaceae. Bases 135 to 644 code for a protein of 169 amino acids. Gene Ontology annotation, biological process: protein targeting; tRNA import into mitochondrion; protein import into mitochondrial matrix. Gene Ontology annotation, molecular function: transmembrane protein transporter activity. The transcript has 2 exons. The record is from RefSeq and is a predicted model, not a curated record. Gene Ontology annotation, cellular component: mitochondrial outer membrane translocase complex; mitochondrial outer membrane.